GAUCUUCAAAAGGUAAUUCCUUUGACUUCCACCUUUACAAAGAGGUGUUAAUGGACCGAUAUUAAAUACAUUAAUACCUCAGUUAAAAAGAUACAGGGGGUACAAAUACAACUCUCUGACUCCAUGUCAUUAUUAAGACAGAGCAAGAAGUGAAGUCAACACCAGCUUCUCUAGGCCCCUACUUGAACAUGGCAACUCAGAAAUUUUCAGACUUCUCUAUUGAUUACAUCUUGGGAGAUGCCAGCAAACAAACAGCAGAAACACCUGGAGUGGAUCAUCCAGCAUCUUCUCAGGAUUUCCAAGGGCACUUGACCAACCUGGACCUGCUCUACCAGGAUAGAUCUAGAGGUCACUGUGACCAUGCAGCACUGGUGAUGAACUUUCCAGCUUCAUCAUGGGCGGGAAUGUACAGCUGCUGUGGUGUUCCAGUCUCAUAUUAUCAACCACCUUUUAAUUCAAAUUACUAUGCAGGUCAACAGUGGCCUUUUGCCGUAUCAGGUUGUGAAACAGUUGAGAAUCACUUCCACCAAACUGUAGCUCAGAGACAGCGCAGUCGAAUCCGAACGGUUUUCACCGACAACCAGACGGAGCAGCUCGAGCGGCUCUUCGCCAUCACGGAUUACCCGACCGCUGAAACCCGGUCGGAGUUAGCCAAGAACACCGGCCUCAGCGAGGAGACUGUGCGGGUGUGGUUCAAGAAUCGACGAGCACGCAGAAAGAGACAGACAACCUGCCCUGACAAAAACUCGAGGCGCGCUGUCGAUGGUCAUCAGGAAUCAGAUUAAUUUAUAAUUGAAACAUGUCAACACAGGCUCAAUGACUUUUUUAAUGUUGUUUUUCGAAAGCACACUUUUGUUUACAGUUAAAAUGUACAUUUUUUAAUACAAAUAAACAUUUUCUCAGUGAAAUACACGAGUUUUGCUUAUAGGCCUAUUUGUAUGGAUGGAUGGAUGGAUGGAUAGACAGAUAGAUAGUCAACCAAAACAACACAGUCAAACUAAGUAUAAAACACUAAUGUUUAUUAGUCAUAUAUCCAUGGUCAGGAUAGAGUUUCACUUUAAGUAAUUAAUAGGCUUUUUUUUCAUGCUGAUAUACUGUAGGAAAAAGAAACCUGCAAAUGUAUACACAGCAUGCAGUACAGUUAUGUUGUCCAUCAAAUCCAGAACUGAACUCAUGAAUAAGAUCCACGUUAAUCCGAUUUACAGAGUAUAGUUAACAUGAAAACAAAGCACGGGACAUUAAAAAAGUACCUUGUGAAAUUAUUAAAAUAUAUAUUUUCUCAGACGAAUAAAUGUUUACAAAUGAACUAUACCAAUUACACAACUGGAUAGAAAAUGACAGAAAGCUUUGCUGACAAUGCUAGAUGUCACACUGAAACUCUUGAAAGCGUGGAGGGUGAGCCAGUCUGCAAGUUACUUACAUAUGAAAUUUCAAUUUACAGUCAUACUUUUACUCUCCUUUUGGCAUCAAAAACUUAAUGUGACUUGUCCUGAAAUCCAGGUAAAUAACAGUGAUAUAUUGAUGCGUUGUACAACUUUAAGUCACCAUAAAGCAAUAUACUGUACUCUAUAAGUCACAAAAUGAUAAUGCACAAUUUCAGGUUUUUUGUGAGCUGACCUUUGCACUGUAUCAGAAGAUGCACUAUUCUACUCACUACAGUGUCAUAUGCUAAACCUACCACACAAAUUCAAGAAUUCUUCAAUGAAAUAAUGGCAUGGCGGCUGAAGAAAUCAAAAGCUGUCCAGACCUGCUCAAGCAGUACAUUUUCAAUUUCACAAGUUGCUCUUUUUUGUAAAUCAGUGCAGUUGACCAAGUGUUCACAAGAUGGAGAGUGCACAAACCAUUGUUUUUUUAUUCUCUCCUUAACAAAAUCUGCCCGCUCUGUAUUGAUUUCACCUAUACUGUUGGAUGAUCCCAGGUCAUCUAUUAUGGACAGACACUUUUACUCAUGCUGUACUUCCAUAGGUGGUAAUAAAGUAGACAGAUUUCUAUCCAUAUUCAUAUAGCAUGUUGACACAGAGUAAAUAUUGCUGUUAUUACCCACACACUUGAUUACAAUAUCAUAAGCACAUAUUGUUUUCACGACCAGGAUUUUAAAGAACAGCAUUUACAAAAAUGAUGGAGGGAGAGUGAGACGGGAUAGGUAGUCUGGCCUAGCAGCUCUUGUAGACGAUAAAUGAAGAUUCAUUUUUAAUUUUUUGUUAAAAAAUAAAUUGUACUUCACUUUAAACUAUACUAGAUGAUGCAAAUGCAUUUAAUUAUUAUUUAAAUUUUUUUUGGGUGAGAGAAACAUGAUUGUGAUUGAAUUUGUAUGGUUAUUUGGGUUUACAAAAUAGAAUCCUUUAAUUUUCACAUUGUUUUAUUUUUAUUUAUUUUUUAUGAAAGGUCAAGAACGAACAUGCCUCCUCUUAAGAGUUUUUGGAUGUAUGGUUCUUAACAGUACAUUAUUUUGGCGUAAAAGAUCCAGUCAUUUAGCUUUUGCUAUAUCAUGAAGCUUGCGCUUUGGUCUUGUGGGAGAUUUUAAUUGAAUGAAAUGUUAUUAACUUAUAAAUAUCUAAAGCAGGCCUCUCACCUCAUUUCAGAGCAGUUUAUGACCUGAAAACGUGCCCAU
Molecule: messenger RNA, 2611 nt
Organism: Ctenopharyngodon idella (grass carp)
Lineage: Eukaryota; Metazoa; Chordata; Actinopteri; Cypriniformes; Xenocyprididae
Gene: dharma
Product: dharma
Exons: 3
Coding region: 189-785 (198 amino acids)
Biological process (GO): regulation of transcription by RNA polymerase II
Cellular component (GO): nucleus
Molecular function (GO): RNA polymerase II cis-regulatory region sequence-specific DNA binding; DNA-binding transcription factor activity, RNA polymerase II-specific
Source: RefSeq, a predicted model, not a curated record